AUGCUUUUCUUUCUUUACAUACUCCUGUUUUUAAUUCAACUUCAUGCAAAAGCAGAAAAGACUUUUUGUCAAAUGAUGGGAAACCCUAAUUACCCGCUGAUAUCCAAAGAUGGAGAUCUAACAAUUGGAGCACUUUUUCCAAUCCAGAGCGUAGAGACAUUGCCUUCAUUUGAAUUUAAACAAAAACCUCAGCUUCUAUCAUGCUCCAGUGUAAAUCUAAGAGAUUUUCGAAUGGCACAGACCAUGAUCUUUGCAAUUGAGGAGAUUAAUAAAAGUGAACAUUUACUCCCAAAUGUUUCUAUUGGUUACCGAAUUUAUGAUACCUGUGGUUCAAGACUGUCUUCUAUGAGUGCAACCAUGGCAUUGAUGAAUGGACAAGAAUUAGCAGCAGAGGACACGUGCAAUGGACAUUCUCCUAUACAUGCUAUCAUAGGAGAAACAGAAUCAUCAGCAACAGUGAUUCUGUCCAGAACUACAGGACCUUUUAAAAUUCCAGUGAUAAGUCACUCAGCUACAUGUGAAUGUCUCAGUAAUAGGAAAGAGUAUCCUUCUUUCUUCAGAACUAUUGCUAGUGAUUACCACCAAAGCAGAGCACUUGCAUACAUAGUCAAGCACUUUGGCUGGUCUUGGGUUGGAGCUGUGAACAGUGACAAUGAAUAUGGAAACAAUGGAAUGGCCAUAUUUCUGAACACAGCACAGGAAGAGGGAAUUUGUGUGGAGUACUCUGAGAAAUUCUACCGAACAGAGCCUGAAAAACUUAGAAAAGUCAUUGAUACUAUUAAAAAAAGCACAGCAAAAGUGAUUGUUGCAUUUCUUACCAGUUUUGAAAUGGAAAAUUUGCUAGAGCAACUCAGCAUUAAGAAUAUUACAGGCCUCCAAAUUAUUGGGGUUGAGGCAUGGAUAACUGCUAAGAGUUUGAUUACUCCAAGCAGCUUUCGUGUUCUUGGAGGGUCACUGGGGUUUGCAGUGAGAAAAAUUGAUAUUGAAGGUUUUUCAGAAUAUGUCAUAAAAUCAUUCUGGGAAACAGCCUUUCCAUGCUCACAGACUGAAAUAAAUUCUCAAAAUGCAUCAAGUUGCAACAUAUAUCAGGAUUUGCUUUUGCUUAAAAACUAUAAUGAAGAUGUGCCUGAACAAAGAUAUUCAAGCAAUGUUUAUAAGGCAGUUUAUGCUGUGGCUCACUCACUGCACAAUCUACUCAAGUGUAAAGAAAAGGAAGGUUGUGAGAAUGACUUGAAAAUACAACCACAGCAGGUUGUUGAAGCUCUGAAAAGUGUAAAUUUCACUGUAAAAAUGGGAGAUCGUGUGUGGUUUGACAGCACUGGUGCAACAGUAGCCCAGUAUGAAGUUGUGAACUGGCAGCAGGACCCUGAUGGCUCAAUCCAAUUUACACCAGUAGGAUACUAUGAUGCCUCACUGCCCCCUGACCAGCGCUUUGUACUUAACACUGAAAACAUAAUCUGGACUGGAGGACAGCUAGAGAAGCCAAGGUCUGUGUGCAGUGAGAGCUGUCCUCCAGGCACUAGGAAGGCUGCGCAGAAAGGAAGACCUGUCUGCUGUUAUGACUGUAUUCCAUGUGCAGAAGGAGAAAUCAGUAAUGAGACAGAUUCAAUUAACUGCAAGCAGUGUCCAGGGGAAUACUGGUCUAAUGCUAAGAAAAAUAAUUGUGUGUUAAAGGCUGUAGAGUUUCUGUCAUUCACAGAAAUGAUGGGCAUAGUUCUAGUCUUUUUCUCACUCUUUGGAGUAGGAAUAACUGCAAUGGUGGCCAUCCUGUUUUACAGAAAGAAGGACACCCCCAUAGUAAAAGCCAACAACUCAGAGCUGAGCUUCCUGCUGCUCUUCUCAUUGACUCUGUGUUUUCUCUGUUCUCUUACUUUCAUUGGUCGACCCACUGAGUGGUCCUGCAUGUUACGUCACACAGCAUUUGGGAUCACUUUUGUUCUCUGUAUCUCAUGUGUUCUGGGGAAAACACUUGUGGUGUUAAUGGCCUUCAAGGCUACACUACCAGGAAAUAAUGUCAUGAAAUGGUUUGGGCCUGCACAACAGAGGCUCAGUGUUCUUUCUUUUACACUUAUACAAGUUAUUAUCUGUGUGCUUUGGUUAACAAUAUCUCCUCCAUUUCCCAACAAAAACAUGAAAUAUUAUCAUGAAAAGAUCAUUCUUGAGUGCAGUCUGGGUUCUAUUAUUGGUUUUUCUGCUGUUCUGGGUUAUAUUGGCCUGUUGGCUGUCUUGUGCUUCAUUCUGGCUUUUUUGGCUCGCACACUGCCUGAUAACUUCAAUGAAGCCAAAUUCAUCACAUUCAGUAUGCUCAUAUUCUGUGCUGUAUGGAUCACAUUUAUACCAUCUUAUGUCAGUUCUCCUGGAAAAUUUACUGUAGCUGUGGAGAUUUUUGCCAUUUUAGCCUCAAGCUUUGGUUUACUGUUCUGCAUAUUUGCACCUAAAUGUUACAUCAUUCUUUUAAAGCCUGAACAAAACACAAAGCAACACAUGAUGGGAAAGGUUCCAUCAAAAUCCUAG
Puntigrus tetrazona (Sumatra barb) is the source of this 2514-nucleotide messenger RNA. Its product is annotated as extracellular calcium-sensing receptor-like. The transcript is spliced from 6 exons. The coding region runs from base 1 to 2514 and encodes 837 amino acids. Gene Ontology annotation, cellular component: membrane. Lineage: Eukaryota; Metazoa; Chordata; Actinopteri; Cypriniformes; Cyprinidae. Gene Ontology annotation, molecular function: G protein-coupled receptor activity. The record is from RefSeq and is a predicted model, not a curated record. Gene Ontology annotation, biological process: G protein-coupled receptor signaling pathway.